GUUUAUAGAGUCCGACGCUACGAUGAUGACUCGCACGAUCUUCUCAGCUUCUCACCAGCUGGUUAAGUUGACGACGCAAGCGGAAGCGAACGCGCUACAUCGAACUUGCAUUGACGCAGAAGGCAUUGAACGCUCGCACGUCCGUCCAGGCAUUGGGGGCUAUUGAGUUUGCGGUCGAGAUCAGUUGAAUCGCGGCAGAUCGACCAAACGGACGCUAAAGCUGCAACGCCGGAACCGUAAAGAACAGCAAAGUUGAACAAGCGCACGCGAAAAUUUCAAUCGGGUGGCGGUGUACAAUAGCUGAUGUUUCUUUUGUUAGAGUCCUGAUCUUGAAGAGGGCUCGAAAUUUUUUACAAAUUUUGUGAUUUGCGGUCCACAGCUGUUAUCGCCUUAUUAUUGAUAUUCGCAGAAAUAUAAAUUAAUCUCAACUUCGGCUACUGACUGCAGCACGUAUUGAAGAAUUCACACAACAAAAUGACCCAAAUUCUGGAUUGGGCAGUCAUAGCAGCGGUACUCCUUAUUUCCUGCAUUAUAAAUACUCAUGCGAAAGUGAGUAUAGAACAGAAGAACCCGGUAGCCACCCACCAGACGCAUUUAGCGACAAUGCAGAGCAUUCACAAACAGCCCGCACAUCAUCAUGGCCACCACCACAAGGUACAAAUAGUGACCGAACAACAACAACAAAGACUGCAGCAAAUGCCACAACUACAACGUCGACAGCGUCGUCUUGGCACAUUCACCAAGGCUGAUACUACCUCGGAUGUUGAAUCGAUAUAUAACAGAACUAGAAGCAGCCUGAUCGCCAAUUCACCAGCAUUGCUGCAAAAGGCGACGCGACUCCGCCGUUUGAGCGCGCGGGAUUAUUACAACAACAACAACAACAACAACAACAACAACGCAGUGCAGCGUCGUCUCCACAACCAUCGCGGGAAAUCGGAGUGGAAAUACCAUGUCUACAAUGUUCAUAGCAACACAUAUGAAUCGCCGACAGGUAUGUCUGGUCCGGGCGCCGUGACGAUAGCUGGCGGCAGUGGCAAGGGGGACGACAACACCAACGACGUGGAGUUUAUCAGUCAAUCGGGAACAACAGGAGGGGUCAGUCCGGAUUGGGUUAGCAAUCGACGCGGCCUUGGGUUUAUGCCGCCACACACAACCACUGCGCCGUCGACACAUGCCCCUCCACCCUUAGUGCCGCCUCGACGCGGCUAUGUCACAGCUGCGUCGCCUAGUCAAAGCGCUGCUGAUCUGCCACACACCACAGAUGCACCGAAAGUAAGGAAUAGCGUCGAUGUGAAGGAAAUGGAAAAACGCCAUAUCUGCGUGCAACAGCGUACCAUCACCAUGCCCGUGAAGACAACUGAAGUCUACGCUAGACCAAUCUGGAAGCAUGUGAAUACGCCAUGCAGCGCUGUUCAGGUGCAGACACAGAACCCAAACCAGAUGUGCACGAGGGUACAGCUUGUCCACGAGCAGGCCUUUCGGGAUGUAAUACGCCACAAAUCAGCGCAACAGGUCACCUACGAUUGCUGCAACGGUUGGGAGCGUGAACUGCCACAGUCGGACUCUUGCCUAAAACCGGUUUGCACAAAUCCUUGCCAGAAUGGGGGCACCUGCACAGCUCCUGAUGUCUGCAGUUGCUCACUGGGGUUCACAGGGCAGUUCUGCGAGCACGAUGUAAAUGAGUGCGAAGAGGAGAAACCCUGCGACCAGACGUGCAUCAACACAGUUGGCUCAUACUUUUGCAAAUGCCGUGAAGGUUUCGUUCUACAACCGGAUCAACAAAGCUGCAAAAAAAAUGGCAUUGAAGAUGAUGAUGCUUUCGAAGCGCGUGAUCUGGAAAACGAAAUCGAGUCGAGCGAUAAUGAAGACAUGAGUGCACGUCUUCAAAAAAUAGAGCGCUCCUUAGCCAAUGAGCGGGUGCACACGAACGAAUUGCAGAAGUCAUUGCAAGCGACUUAUAACGUUGUGGAUACCCUGAAAACUCGCCUAAGCACAAUUGAAAAACAACAACAGGACAUAAAUCGACUGCAGUCUAAUCUUUAUGCGACAGAGUCGCGCACUAAUCGACUUGAGGGCAUGUUAAAUAUGUUAAUGAAGUGUCGAAAUGGACCAAACGCCUACUGUCCGUAGAAUGAAUAUACAUAUACUCUACGUACUACUUAAGUGCUCGUACGUAUGUGCAUAUGUAUGUAUGUACAUAUUACCUUAAGUAAAAAGAACUGUAUUGUUAAAUAAUUAAGCUAGCUGUACUGUAUUUUUAAGGCUAUGUUCAUAUUAGAAUUGCUUGUAAUUAUAAAGUUUUCGUUCGCGACCCAACCCAAUGUAUUUACCGACUUGCCAUAGCUUUCUAUUUAAGCGGGUAUUAUUAGUAAUGUGAUGCCAUUUUAUGUUUAUUUUAUGAACCAGUACAGUCUAAUUCUGCACUGGCUUUGAAAAAACUUAACUGCUUUAACCUUGAUUGGUAACACUGGUUUACACCAAAAGUGUUCAAUAGAUGCCACUAUCCAAUUUCUAAGUAGAAUUGCUCGGUGAUUCCGAAAAUCGAGUUAGUUUUUUUUUCUAUGGAUACG
Molecule: messenger RNA, 2570 nt
Organism: Rhagoletis pomonella (apple maggot)
Lineage: Eukaryota; Metazoa; Arthropoda; Insecta; Diptera; Tephritidae
Gene: slow
Exons: 6
Coding region: 475-2130 (551 amino acids)
Biological process (GO): anatomical structure development
Cellular component (GO): cell surface; extracellular region
Molecular function (GO): signaling receptor binding; calcium ion binding
Source: RefSeq, a predicted model, not a curated record